Messenger RNA from Phaeodactylum tricornutum CCAP 1055/1, 1830 nucleotides. RefSeq lists its product with no specific name. Lineage: Eukaryota; Bacillariophyta; Bacillariophyceae; Surirellales; Neidiaceae. The transcript is spliced from 3 exons. The record is from RefSeq and is a predicted model, not a curated record. Bases 93 to 1778 code for a protein of 561 amino acids.
AAUCUUCGAAGGGGGAGGAGGAGAACAACUCUACGUAUAUCCUUGAUUUGCUUCUAUUGUUCUUUGUUUCCCGAAUAGAAUAGUGUACAACAAUGAGAGAUGGGGCAACGUUAAUAGCGUUUCUAUUCGCGAGCGUCUUCUCGGCAAGUACCAUCUCGGCUUGGAUUCCCCUGCGUAUAUGCACAAGAUCUCGUGUCCGCAGUCGCAACGUCCUUGCGGCGUCGUCGGAAUGGUCCGCCACGGACGAUUGGAACAACCUUUCGUCCGAAAAUCCGGACAAUGGACGACAGGAUUACGCCGUCGAUCAGGAUUUUGCACAGCGCGAGGCGAUUAGGAUGCAGAAUUGGGAUCUGGAUAGCCUCGACCCAACGGCACUAUCCCCGGAAGACGCUUGGUUGCAGGACGCGAUUGAAACCGUUUUAUUGGACAGCACGAUUACUCCAGAGGAGCGCUUGGAUACCCAAGACUUCUUGGAGGAUAUGGGUAGAGAAAUAGCUUUACUCGUUCGUUGCAACCAAAGUCCGCAAGAAAUGCUUAUCGCUGCAGGUAAGGCCUUACCCAUCUUGACGACCGAAGACAAGCACAACCCACGACAACUUGUGCGAUUGGAACCCUCCAACCAGAACGAGGAGACGGAAGGGGAAGUCGUGGUUUGGGCCGCUACCGAUUUCUUGAAAACCGCCACGCGUGUCAUGUUCGAACAACACGCUCACAACGCGAAGACCGGCGCGGGGGACACGAAGGCCAUUUUGGAUCCGCGUGGCGUCGCAUCGUGGAUGAAAAAGAGCUUGCGGGAAGGCGCGAUUGGACCGCACGAUCCUCGUGUAAUGUUCAUCAUCUCCAAGUUUGGAACCUACGGGACCGGAACCUUGCAGUACGAAGACUUUCUGAAUCUCUACGUUUCCACCAUUUGUGGAAGCUCCCCUAGUCGUUGGAAACAGCUCGAGUACCGUAGCGAGGAAAUUGAAGCCGUCUGGCGAGAUCUUCGCAAUCACGACAUUGUUUCUCCCGUGGAGCAGGAGCGGGUAGCCCUCUUGCAAAAAAUGAAGGAGAAAUACGAAGAGAGCUUUUCACACGUCACGGACGAGACAUUGCUGGACGAGUGUGAGAUUAUUGACGAUAAAGUCGCCUCAUGGGAGGAGACUUCCCAGGGCCAAUGGCGGCAGACUGGCAAAAGCAGCCACGAGCUAGUCGAAUUGGCGUACGAUGGCAAAACACCCCUGCGUCUCAAAGACGGUGAAUUUGUCUUUAUCGACGAGGAUUCGUGUAUUGGAUGCAAGCAGUGCGCCUCGGCAUCUCCAGCAUCUUUUCAUAUGCUGGACGACGGUCGGGCCCGUACGUUUGCACAGCGCAAUAGCCUUGAUGUCAAGGCUGCUGUUGCGGUGUGCCCUGUCAGCUGCAUGCACUAUGUGGGUUUUGACCGUCUCAAAGAGUUAGAGACUUCGCGUGAUUCGCCAGAUGGCGAUGGUCGGACGGAUCACCGCCAUUUUGGACAAAACCAUCGAAACGGAGGCUAUAUUGCGAGAGCGCCGCUGCAUUUGACGAGAAGAGACAGCGACGCUAACCACAAGAGCUCCUGGUAUCAUUACUUGGUGAACAAGUGCUAUUUAUCAUCCGAUUGUCCUCAGAGGGGCUGUUUUGACUGUCCUCAAUUUCGCACCCAGCCAGGUAGCAACCCGAGUUGCCAAUCGAAAAUGAAAGACGCACUGCACAUCAAGGCGGAACAUUUUAUCCAAACCGGAGAAGCUAAUCUUUACCGUAAAUCGGCCGACCUCUGAAAAUGAGAAAGAUACUCAGCCGGAAACAUAUAGACGCUUUGUUUUGAUUAGA